Nomascus leucogenys (northern white-cheeked gibbon) is the source of this 1385-nucleotide messenger RNA. It is a transcript of the gene LCMT1, whose product is annotated as leucine carboxyl methyltransferase 1. NCBI's taxonomy places the organism in Eukaryota, Metazoa, Chordata, Mammalia, Primates, Hylobatidae. Gene Ontology annotation, biological process: C-terminal protein methylation. Gene Ontology annotation, cellular component: cytosol. Gene Ontology annotation, molecular function: protein C-terminal leucine carboxyl O-methyltransferase activity. The record is from RefSeq and is a predicted model, not a curated record.
GAGGUUGGUGGGGCAGCCGGCGUGGGCGGCGUCACUGAGCCGCGCCAGCUGAGCCAGGUGGGGCCCUACCCUCUUCUGUUGCUUUUUGCCUGUGGCUCGAGCCGUCUCCCGCCGCCCGUCGACCCCGCUUCCAUGUCCCUGGCGGGCACAGCUCCCCGGAACCUCCACGCCCAUGGCCACUAGGCAGAGGGAGUCCUCUAUCACCUCCUGCUCUUCCACCUCGAGCUGCGACGCAGACGACGAGGGCGUGCGCGGCACCUGCGAAGAUGCUUCCCUGUGCAAGAGGUUUGCAGUAAGCAUUGGCUACUGGCAUGACCCUUACAUCCAGCACUUUGUGAGGCUGUCUAAAGAGAGGAAAGCCCCUGAAAUCAACAGAGGAUAUUUUGCUCGAGUCCAUGGUGUCAGUCAGCUUAUAAAGGAGUUUCUACGGAAGACAGAAUGUCAUUGUCAAAUUGUCAACCUUGGGGCAGGCAUGGAUACCACCUUCUGGAGAUUAAAGGAUGAAGAUCUUCUCCCAAGUAAAUAUUUUGAGGUUGACUUUCCAAUGAUCGUCACGAGAAAGCUGCACAGUAUCAAAUGCAAGCCUCCCCUAUCCAGCCCUAUUCUAGAACUGCAUUCGGAGGACACACUUCAGAUGGAUGGACACAUACUGGAUUCAAAGAGAUAUGCCGUUAUUGGAGCAGAUCUCCGAGACCUGUCUGAACUGGAAGAGAAGCUAAAGAAAUGUAACAUGAAUACACAAUUGCCAACACUCCUGAUAGCUGAAUGUGUGCUGGUUUACAUGACUCCAGAGCAGUCCGCAAACCUCCUGAAGUGGGCAGCCAACAGUUUUGAGACAGCCAUGUUCAUAAACUACGAACAGGUGAACAUGGGUGAUCGGUUUGGGCAGAUCAUGAUUGAAAACCUGCGGAGACGCCAGUGUGACCUGGCGGGAGUGGAGACCUGCAAGUCGUUAGAGUCACAGAAAGAACGGCUCCUGUCGAAUGGGUGGGAAACAGCAUCGGCCGUCGACAUGAUGGAGUUGUACAACAGGUUACCUCGAGCUGAAGUGAGCAGGAUAGAAUCACUUGAAUUCCUGGAUGAAAUGGAGCUGCUGGAGCAGCUCAUGCGGCAUUAUUGCCUUUGCUGGGCAACGAAAGGAGGAAAUGAGCUCGGGCUGAAGGAGAUAACUUCUUAAUCUGUCGAAGGCUUAUGCCGAGCCAGAAGCCGAAGCCACUUGCCCUCCUGGAGGAGACCUGUGAGCUCCCUGAGCGGUAGGCGGGCCUCUUCCGCAGGUCUCAUCCCACAUUCUUGAGAAGCCUCGGUCACUACAAUGAUCGCACAUGUUCCUCUUCCUGUUCCUGUUGACAUGUCGUUGUUUAAAUAAAUCUCACUUGCCACCAGUC